Fusarium redolens is the source of this 1461-nucleotide messenger RNA. RefSeq lists its product as uncharacterized. The transcript has 3 exons. Lineage: Eukaryota; Fungi; Ascomycota; Sordariomycetes; Hypocreales; Nectriaceae. Gene Ontology annotation, biological process: adenylate cyclase-modulating G protein-coupled receptor signaling pathway. Gene Ontology annotation, cellular component: heterotrimeric G-protein complex. Bases 1 to 1461 code for a protein of 486 amino acids. Gene Ontology annotation, molecular function: G-protein beta/gamma-subunit complex binding; G protein-coupled receptor binding; guanyl nucleotide binding. The record is from RefSeq and is a predicted model, not a curated record.
AUGCGGCAAGCCUGGAAGAUUGCAGACCUGACCAUUUUGACAUUCGAAAACCAGCUCGGUCUCCUGAGAUUCGCAUUAUGCGAAAUCCAGAAAUGGGCUGGGUCGGAAUCUGAUGAACGAUCGCCUCAGUUGGUGAUGCAAGUUGAUAGCUGUGUAACUUGCUGUCGACUCUUGAUCGGCAAAAUCGAUCACGAGGUGUCGCAGUUUGAGAAGACAGCGGCUGGAAAUCUAGAAUUGGGUUCCAAGCUUGCGCUGCUUUUCAAGACAAAAGAUAUGGAGCAGAUUCAACGCAUGGUCGAUCAGCAAACGCAUACUUUGACACUUCUUCUUAGUGCCUGCAACUCCAAUGCUCUAGAAGAGCAAAGGAAGACCUUGCAACAGCCGAAGGCCAUCCGAGCGUUUGAAGAGGUGGACAGAGAUACUGCUUCACUCAUCGUUCAUCGAGACACGGAUUCGAUAGUGACGGCUACAUCAGUGAGCUCUUCAAGAUGGUCAGUUCAGUUCGCAUUUGAUAAAGAGCUGUUUAUCACCAGAGUUUAUGAGAGGUGGAUUCGGAACCUCGCAACAAUGCGAAGGACACAGAGUCAAGUACAAAGCAAUACCAGCCAGGAGAACAAGCAACAAUCUUUCGACAGCGACCUUUCUCUAUCAAAUCGACCUAGCCAAAUAGAGGGAACCAUUAUGACUCGCACGGACACUAUGGCAUCCGGAAGAUCAUCUCGAUCAUCUCUAAGUCUUGGUGAACGAAUCACCUCCUUCCGCCGUAGCGCCAAGGGUCAAGAGUCGCAGCCUCUGGCAGAAAAGUUGCAAGCCGAAGAGUCUCAUCGAAUUGAUCAAAAGUUGAAAGAUGAAUCUAAAUUGGCCAGUAGAGAGAUUAAAGCUGUCAUUUUUGGCUUGAAGAUUAGAAAACGAAUGUUUGAAGAGAUGAGGCGCUUCAGCGGUCAGCCAUGCUACACAAACGAGCAACUAGCCUUUUUCCGCCCUAUUAUUUUCGAGACGCUUAUCAGAAGCGUCAAAUACUUGGCUGAGGCGCUACAACAUGAUCGGAUCAUUGACGAGAUGGACACUGCGCAGCAUUGGCUCGAGAGCAUGCUGUCUGAUGAAGAGUUGAACCCAGAAACCGGGCUAGACUCUGAGUUUGCGACGACAGUCCGCUCGAUUAUGGAACACCCAGCAACUAAAGCUCUAAUGGAGGAUAAUGACUUCAAUCUCCCUGACAACGGUGAAUAUUUCUUGAACGAGAUCGACCGCCUUUCGUCCGACGGAUAUAUCCCAACCGAUCAAGACGCCAUCAAAUGCACAGAACCACUACCUAACCGUGUAGAGGCUAAUUUAGACAAAGGUGACCUCUGUAUGCGACUGACUGACCCAGGCAGCGCAACAGCCUCCAGCACAUCAGUCAUGGAACCAAAAGCUUCCCUAACUCCAGACGAUCGUUAUCGCGACUGCCCGUCUCCCUGA